Messenger RNA from Paramecium octaurelia, 729 nucleotides. The record is from the annotation of a GenBank genome assembly. Lineage: Eukaryota; Ciliophora; Oligohymenophorea; Peniculida; Parameciidae.
CUAUAUGAGUCAAAACCCAAUUCCUAAAGUUCUAUAUGAUGUUGAUCAAUAGGUCUUGAUCAAAAGGUUAUAAUGCAGGUCUCGGUUGCUUGAAAAGAAAUGCAAUUACUAUAAAAGAAGAGAAUUGCUGAUUAUCUAAUAAUAUCGACCAGAAACUCCUAAAAAAUUAUCAGACUCUAAACUUUCGGAGACAUCUACUAAUUGUAAUUUCUCAACUAUGAUUGAUGAAAACGAUUCUUCCCAAAAUUUACAAGAAAAAGUCUAAUAGAAAUAGUGUAAAAUUUCAGAACUUCAAGAGGCUGUGGAAGCUCUUUAAAAUAAGGUUAAGAGUUUGCAAGCAUAAAACGAUGAAAUGUAAGAUCAAUUAUCAAAGCAAGUCAAAGGGUUUGUUAGAAAUGACAAAGUGACUCAUUCAGGUAUUUCAAUACACUACCUAUAGUGAAUCUCACCAAAUCUACCAGUCAGACAGAAAAGGCAAUGGCGACGAUUGACAAAUUUUUUUAACCAUUCACUGCAAACUCAUUCAAAUCUCAAGAUGGCACACCUCAAUCGACUGAAGAGAAGAGGAAGAUGAUAAAGAGAAUGAGCAUGAAUGCAGGGGCUUCUGCGUAUAUGAUGGCCAUGAAAGGGGAUUAUACUACAUUGUAGAAUGCUAUCGAGGAGAUCCAAAGUAGCAAGAAUCUUGAACAAUCGUGAAUUAAUUAAUUUUAUAUAUAAUUUUGUUGUUGG